AGGGAGCGUGUGAGGAUAACAAUAGCUUACAACUGAGGAAUCCUAGAAUCAAUGUACCAUCUAUUGUAAAGUUGAUUAAAUCUUUCCUUGCUUAAAUUUACAAUUUAGCCUGAUAUAAACAGCUUUCUAGUCCUUUGCUUGAGUUCAGGGCAUUUUGUGGCUGCCUUGAAGUGCAUCUGUGUUUUGUGUGGGUUAAUUCGAUUAAGUGUGACUGGAGAAAGGAAGAUUCAAUUAAAGUCUAAGCAAAAUCCUGCCCUUAGCCAAAAUGUAGUUGCUUAUUUGCACACAGCCAAGCUUUUAAAAAGCUUUCUUUGACAUAACAGUUGUACCAAGCCUAAAUAAGCAACUUCACUGAAGUAAUGAAAACAGUUAUUGCUUGCAAAUUCCUUUUUCAUGGAAGAUUUUCUACUGCCUUGCCAACUUGGCUUGGGAUGACAUUCCAAGAUAUAAGAAGAGUUACUGUUCUGAGAGCUGAAACGAAUCUGAUUCAAUAACUGGGUUGCCUGGCUUUCCAAAACAAAAAAACAAAAAAACAAAAACCCAUUGGCAUGUAAAAGCAGCUGCAGAGACCUCCAAAUUUGAUUAGAGCAACCGUACUGAGGGACAGUGUUUUAAUCCUCCUCGCCUUAUACAGCAGAAUAUCUGAAGACAUGUGGGAAUGGAAUGAGGGUAGAAAGAGUUCCACAGCCCCAAUGCUAGCCAAGGUCAGACAAGUUGGAUGUUACAUCACCAUUGUUACAUGACAAUAAUGAAAGAAUUGUUGGUGACACUAGUUAAUGGAGAGACAUAGCCCACUCUGGCGGAUGUAAGAAUGUGAUGCAAGAAGCUGGUAGCUGUCUCCUAAAGCCCAUACUUCAAAAGCCUCCCAUACGUUGCAUCUGAGGAACACCCAUGGCUUAUUACCAAGAUAUGGGCCAUUAAGUCAGCCUAAGGCUUUUAUGUUAGGUUUUGCUUUAUUCAUCACAACAGCAUUCAUUCAUUAGCACAUAUCAUGGUGGCUCCUCUUUUGUAGCCAAUGCCUUAUCCUCAGCUGGGUCUCAACGCUAAUGCCUACGCUCAUCCCAGCACCACGCAAAGUCCCACAAAUCCUCAUGCCUUGGAAAAGUUUCAGCUAUAUGUUGUGUGCAGUAGGUGGACUAUGCUAACCUGUGCCUAAAGCGCCACCGUGAGUAAUGGCUCCCCAACAUUUGAUGGAAAAUAUUCACACAUGCCUUCUCAGUGAAGCUAGCCAGUAGCUAAUUGCUUUGAAACAUGGCUCCAAGUGGAAUAUUCAGUCUCUAACUUAUUGGAGGAAAUUAAUAUUUUAAAUAGUCUCCGAUGGACAAUUUACUUGAUUUACUUCCUUGAGCACUUUAAGCAAGAGUGUCCAAAGUACAGCUCUUGAGCCAGCUGCUGCUUGGAGACGUCACAGUGUAGUUUGGCAACGAUCCAUUUUGUAUAAAUGCAGGCUAGAGCUGGAGUAAGGCCAGCAUGAUUUUGUUUUUAAUUGGCCAAGGUAAUGUGUCAUUUUAGUCCCUCCAACAAAGUCUGUUACCUUAUCAAAGGUCAUUUGGGUAGCAAACUUCUCUUUGCACGCCCUCCAUUAGAUGUGGAUGCUAAAUUAAUAUCUUGUUUUGAUGAGACUCCAGAUGCUGACUCAUUUGAUCGCCUUUGUUCCCCACUUGGUUUCUGGGAUAACAUCCUGGAGGGUUAUCUGAUUUGAUGUUAAGUCUUCAUUUCCAUCAUUAAUCACAGCAAAAAACUAAUGCAGUGCUUCUUUCACCUCUGCUCUUUUUUUAUUACAGUUGAGGGCAGUGCUGACAUGACAGAAGCUUUCAUUACUGAUAAUCAUAAUCCUAAAGGUGAAUGGAAAAAGAGUGAAGGUAAACAACCAGUCAUAGAAGUGAAGACAUUGUCUGCAAUUAAGUAUGUUAAUAUUACUGAUGUUCAUGAUCAUGGAGCAGUUCUGCCACCCAUUACUAACUGUGCCAACAGACCUUGCUUUCCUGGAGUUGUCUGCAUUGACCGUAAACCUCCAGAUAUUGGAUACCUCUGUGGCCGAUGUCCAACAGGUUUAUCUGGAAAUGGACGUAUAUGUACAAGAGUGUCAAGACCAGUGUCAAGGUCCACCCAAAGUGUGACUGACGUACCAGUGAAAGUCCCUGGGGAUGUUAAGGUUUCUUCCACUCAAGAUGACAUAAAGAAAUCAGAUAAUACUGAUUUGAGGCUCUCACAAGUUCACAUCUCCAAACCAGAAACAACUUUCCUUACAGCUCGAUAUCCUAUCACUGUUGAUAUUCAACCACUAGCCAGUGAAAGAGUGGAACCUUGGCCUCAGGCAUCAUCUGUGAAGAAGCUGCUUUUGAAUUCCAAACUGUUUCACAGACGCAUUUCACUAGAUGAAGCAAAAAAUAGCACACAGAGCCGCCUUCUGCACUAUGAAACAACUCACCAAAUCUUAUCACACUAUAAGAGUCAUGCCCAGUCACUUGCCAGAAGAAAUGUUUCCACUCAACAGAAAUUACUGGUCAAUACAAGGCCACAUGCUGAUCUGCAGACUCAUACCUCAUUUGAUGGACAGCCUUAUGAGAAAAACUCUCUUGGGACUUCACACACUAGAUCUGCUCUUGGUUUUAAAGCAGGCCGCCCAGGUACUUCUGUUUUAGCAACACCAUUGGCCUCAUCCCAUCUGAAAGUUACUUUUUCUGGUAUAACCCCACAAGGCUCCAUCCGCCCAGCAGGGGCUUCUACAAAAACAAGGGUCCCACUGUGGACAUCUUUGGGCAGAAAGCCUCAUGCCUCCCCAGCCAAUCAUUUGGGCCUUUCCACACCCAUUAAUAGGUUGCUACUUGAGAAGAAAGUCGCCUGUGCACAUACACCAUGUUUCAGUGGUGUGCUUUGUGAGCCAACAAAGAGCAGGGAAUUCAAAUGUGGACCCUGUCCAUUUGGAUACAGCGGUGAUGGAAUUGAAUGUCAAGCAGUUUGUGAUCCCUCAUGUGAGAAUGGAGGAACAUGCAUCACUCCAAAUAUCUGUUCCUGUGUUUAUGGAUUUGUGGGCCCUAGAUGUGAAACACUGGUAUGUAAUAGGCAUUGUCACAAUGGUGGGAAAUGCAUUGCACCGGAUGAAUGUGAAUGCAAACCUGGAUGGAGCAGCCCUUUGUGUGAGACAGCUGUUUGCAAUCCUGUUUGCCUAAACGGUGGGACCUGCAUUCGGCCGAAUACAUGUGCUUGUCCUCAUGGUUUCUUUGGACCUCAGUGUCAGUUCGCUUUCUGCAAUCCUCCUUGUAAAAACAAUGGACAGUGUAUGAGAGACAACAUGUGCUCCUGCAUGGAAGGUUAUGUGGGAAGAAGGUGUCAGAAAAGUGUCUGUGAUCCUAUGUGUAUGAAUGGAGGAAGAUGCAUCAGCCCUGACAUUUGCGACUGCCCAUCUGGCUGGAAAGGAAAGUGCUGCAGUAAACCUGUUUGCUUGCCCAGCUGCUCAAAUGGUGGGGAAUGUAUCGGACCUAAUGUCUGCCAGUGCGCGGCAGGAUGGGUGGGCCUCUUGUGCCAGAUUCCUGCUUGUGAGCCGAAAUGCCAGUUUGGAGGGAGAUGUGUCAAGCCAAAUGUUUGUGCCUGUAGAAGUGGGCAUGGUGGUUCAAACUGUGGACAGAAGCUCCCCAUAGGAUGAAGAAAACAGCAGAAGGACAAUGAAGACAUUCAUUUUGAUGCCGAAAUGCUAAGACUUCCUCCUUUCUUUUAGAGUUGGCAGACAAUGCACCACAGAAACACAGCUAAAUUUCUCCCUCCUGCCUCCACUCAUGGCAAGCAUUAAGUCAUGCUGAGAAAUUACUGAUUCCAGAACUUACUCAAACAGCUUUUUUUAAAAAAAUAAAAUAUAUUUUUAUUAAAGGUUUCUUGAAUUACAAAGGCGUGUUCAGUGCCUCUCAUAUUUUAACAUGUAUCAUUUUUGCAAAUCAGUUUCAUUUAUUAAGACGCUAAGAAGGAAAACGAGAUAG
Messenger RNA from Zootoca vivipara (common lizard), 3974 nucleotides. NCBI's taxonomy places the organism in Eukaryota, Metazoa, Chordata, Lepidosauria, Squamata, Lacertidae. The record is from RefSeq and is a predicted model, not a curated record.